Molecule: messenger RNA, 3080 nt
Organism: Brassica rapa (field mustard)
Lineage: Eukaryota; Viridiplantae; Streptophyta; Magnoliopsida; Brassicales; Brassicaceae
Product: GDSL esterase/lipase At4g10955
Biological process (GO): lipid metabolic process
Source: RefSeq, a predicted model, not a curated record
CACCAAGAUGGCUAGCUAAUACUGGUCAUAUGGAUGCAAACUAGAAUUUCUUAUAUUUUCGAUGUCAAAAAAAAAAAAAAACAAUGUAUUGUAUCAUCAUGAAUCAUGAUCAACAAUAUAGUAACAGAAACCACAACUUUAAAACUAUAAACUUUGAGUUGUGUAGUUUAGUGUCGGUAAUUCACUUCACAUUUAAACUUCUAUAUUGGUAACUUAUAUCAUUAAUCAUAAAUUCAAAAUACAACUUUAAAAAAGUCGCUUCAAAUGAAAAAAAAAUGUCGCUUCAAAUGGAUUAAUAAUCAACAAUAGUAGUGGUAACCAUAACAUCGUUAAAUUAUAAAUCUUUGAAUUAGUGUAAUUUUUGUCUAGGUAGGUAGUCUAGUUCACAGUUAAAAUCUAUUUCAUGGAGGUAACUUCUUUUUUAAAGGAAGUAACUUAUUUCAUGGAGGUAACUUAUAUCGUUAAUUACAUCACAACUUUCUAAAUGUUCCUUCAAGUGGGUUAAUGAUCAAAAUUAUUUAAAAUUUCAUGUAAUGAAUAACUAAUUUGCAGUUUCGUUAAAAACUUUUUAUUGUCUGUUACCUUAUGUUUUUUUGAACCUUAGUUAACAGUCGCAUUUAUAUCAAACAUAUAUUUUAUAUAGUAUUAUAUUUUAUGAAAAAAUCGAGGACGUACAUUGUAUAUAUAUAUAUUUAUAAAUGUAUAAAUAUAUAUAUAUAUAUAUAUAUAUAUAUAUAUAUAUUAAAGUUUGAAAAAUAUAUUUGGAACCUGAAUUUCGUUUGAUUCUUUAAUUUCUAAAUAUGAAAACACGCCUUACAAAAAAAAAAAAUAUGAAAACACAAAAAUCAUAUAUGGUCAAUAAAUGAUUUUCAGUUAAGAAUAAGAUAUUAGAAAAUAAUUUUUAUUUUAAGUUAAAAUAUUAAAUAAAAAACAUACUAUACUUAUUGAGUAAAAUACGAAAAUAAAAAAUAAAAUAUGUAUGUUAAACUAAUUUUAUUAUGGUAUCGGCAUACUGUACUUGGUCUGUUAAUAUGAGAUUGCAUAAACUCUGAAAUUUAUAUGCAUGAAGGAAAAAUGUAGUUUAAUUUUAUUUAGAAGAACAAUAACAAAAAUGAUUAAAUAUAUUAAAAUAUAAAAUAAUUAAUAACAUAAGUUCUCAUAAGCAAAAAAGUAUAUUAAAUAAUAAAAAAUGUACAAGCUUAAUAAUGAUCAUGGUUGGAAAUAAAUACGGAAAGUAAUGAUAAAAAAAUCAAUCAUAGAAUGUAUCUUCAAGACUGUCAUAUAUACAUAUGUUCUUUUUUUUUUUUGAUAAAUAUUAUAUAUACAUAUGUUCAUCAGUGCAAUGUUUUAAAUAAACAAUUUUCAAGUAAUUCCGUAAAUUAAAAGUAAAUUUAGUGUUACAUGACUUUAAUUAAAAGAUUUUCUUACGCAAAUAUAUUUUCUUAGUGACAACUUGUCAAUUUGACCCAAAAAAAAAAAAGUGACAACUUGUCAAUAAAGUAAUUGUUGAUAGACUUUUGCACGUUUCAAUAUGAAAGAGAUGGUCCCAUUUAGUGUCUGCAGAUCCAUAUUCAUAUUUACCCAUCUGUACAGAAGUGUUAUAACUAGUUUCCUUGAACGGAUUCAUUUUCAGAUUCGAUUUGGAUUUUGAUAGAUCUCUUGAGAAUACAAAAAGGUAUGUUAUUUUCACUCUCCUUAAUUCUUUUCUAACUUUUCUUUUAUUCCUCUGGUAGCAUUCCUACAUCAAGUGCUAUGUCUUUUCAUCAUUUUUGAUGAAUGAAUAUAAUUGAUGUGAUAGAAUCAAGAGCCAUUGAUGUUUGAUCAGGUAGAGAAACACAUGGAAGAAGAAGAUGAUAUGGUGAAAGAGGGGUUAAUGGCCUCUCCAAGAGAAAUCUUCAGCAUUUCUGGUCCCAUUCAUCUAACUUCCAUUGACUGGAAUAAUUCGUACCACAGAACCUCGGUGGCAUCAUGUUUGGUGCAAGCAGUGUACACACUGGAACGAGACAGACAGCAAAACAGGAUUGGUCUCAAGUCACAAGCACAUCAUUGGUGGGAGUUUUUCAACUUCACUUUAGCCGAAACCUUAAUCGACCAAUCAGAUGGAUCCAUAUACGGCGCCGUUUUCCAGUACAAACUAUUUUCUUACAACUACCAUAAUACCCCUUAUUCGAAAACACCUCCUUUUCACGUGAUCGCGUUCCGCGGCACGAUCAUGAAGCCGCACUCUCGGUCACGUGACCUUAGGCUCGACCUACGCUGCGUCCGAGACAGCCUCCACGACAGCACAAGAUUCGUGCAUGCGAUAGAAGUGAUCAAAACCGCGGUGGCUAAAACCGGCAAUGCAGCCGUGUGGCUCGCCGGACAUUCUCUUGGAGCUGCCGUGGCUUUGCUAGCCGGGAAGAUUAUGACGAGGUCUGGUUUUCCUCUCGAGUGUUACCUUUUCAAUCCUCCUUUCUCAUCUAUUCCGAUAGAGAAGCUAGUGAAGAGCGAGAAGCUUAAACAUGGAGUUAGAUUUGCCGGAAGUCUUGUCAAAGCCGGAGUAGCCAUUGCUGUCAAGGGUCGCCACCAUCACAAUAAGGGUCAAGAAGACGAUUCGUUUAUGAAACUAGCAUCAUGGAUACCUUAUUUGUAUGUGAAUCCUUUAGAUCCAAUCUGCUCAGAAUACAUUGGUUACUUCAACCACAGAAACAAAAUGUUUGAGAUAGGAGCUGGAAAAAUCGAGAGGAUCGCUACGAGGAACUCACUUAGGAGUCUGUUGACGGGAGGGGGAGGAGGAGGAGGAGGAGGAGGAGGAGGAAGCUCGUGUUCGGAUUCUACAUCGGAACCUCUUCAUCUUUUACCAUCUGCGUAUAUGACGAUAAACACUAGCAAAUCCCCUGAUUUUAAGAGGGCUCAUGGGAUCCAUCAAUGGUGGGAUCCCAUGUUCAAUGGUGAAUAUGUUUUGCAUCAGUUUAAUCAAUGACUUCCAUUGUUGCUUCAGGUACUUGAAAUCUUUUGAUCUGUACUUUGUUUUUCAAAUUUUUAUUGUUCUAAUAUGUAAAAGAUCAAGUUUUUGCAUGAGUAUUUGAUGGAAACUAAAA